This is a messenger RNA of Orbilia oligospora ATCC 24927, 798 nucleotides long. RefSeq lists its product as uncharacterized. Lineage: Eukaryota; Fungi; Ascomycota; Orbiliomycetes; Orbiliales; Orbiliaceae. The transcript has 2 exons. Bases 1 to 798 code for a protein of 265 amino acids. The record is from RefSeq and is a predicted model, not a curated record.
AUGACAUCCCGACAUCCGCCGCCAUCAUCAUCACCAACAUCGUCAUCACCACCAUCAUCAUCGUUUACUUCCUCUUCCGCUUCACAGACAAACAAUAACAGACAGCACAUCCGCGACCAAACCGUCUUCUCCCAGCCAGAUCCCACAAAGAAACCUUUCACUCCAUCAUCCUACCGUUCUCGCUUUACUUCAACAUCAUCUUCACCAUCUUCUUCGACAACAUCGGCUUCAACUUCAUCCAGUCCCAAUCCCAAUAAUACUUCAAUACCAAAGGGCUACUCGACCCCCAAAAAGCGUAGAAGCAUCUUCAUUGAACAACUCGAUUCUGCAGAUCUAGACAACCAACCACCAUUCUCAGAGAACAAUGUUCCUAUAGCAUCAUCAUCAUCACAAUCACCGACAAAGAACAACAUAAGAACAAGAAGUAGAAGUGGAAGUAAUAGUAAAAGAAGAAGCAGAACGGCACAUACAAUCCUCUCCAUCAAUCCACUCGGCCAAAAGGACUCCUACAUGAUGCAUCUCCCAUUCGAACCUCUCAGAAUAUGCAUUCUGAUCCUCAUCCUCGUCUCCUUCACAACAAUAUCUCUUUCAACAUCCGCAAGUUCAGAUCUUGAUUCUUUAUUACUAAAACGUAUGGUACCCGGUGGAGAAGGCGUCGUGGAACGGAGAGAAGCAUCGAUAGCACCAAGCUUCAGCUUCGGUCCAGCAGUUCGAAAUCCAGAAAAGGAUAUUCCAAAACUAAGAACGGGAUUGUUAGUUUUGGUAGUUAGUCUAGUAUUCGCCGGACUCAUGACAUGA